Molecule: messenger RNA, 2998 nt
Organism: Frankliniella occidentalis (western flower thrips)
Lineage: Eukaryota; Metazoa; Arthropoda; Insecta; Thysanoptera; Thripidae
Product: vitellogenin-1-like
Biological process (GO): lipid transport
Molecular function (GO): lipid carrier activity
Source: RefSeq, a predicted model, not a curated record
CGACGACAGUUACAUCCCCUCCGCCGCCUUCGUCAGCGCUCGCGCCAACCUUGGUGGCUUCCAGGCUAACUACCUCCGCGCCGGUGCCAUGGUUUCCAGCGUGAGCGACCUGAUCAACCUCCUCGGCGAGCAGUUCCAGCAGAACUCUCAGAACGCCCGCUCCCACAAGUCUGGCAAGCACUCCAGCUCCGGCUCCAGCUCCAGCUGGUCCGUCGAGAAGAUCGCCAACAUGCUCAACAUCGAGGCUGACCAGUCCGAGCAGGUUGAGGCCAACUUCCUGAUCAACGUCCUGUCCCAGCAGCGCUUCUUCACCCUCGACAACCACACCGUCGAGCAGAUCCCCCAGUACCUGAAGCACGCCGCCAACACCCUCCGCUCUGGCGAGAACUUCAACUACACCAAGCUGUACAACCGCUACUCCCUGACCAUGGGCUUCCCCACUGAGAUGGGUCUGCCCCUCGUCUACACCCUGAAGGCCCCCACCCUGGUCACCGUCGGCGGCGAGGCUCGCGUCCGCACCCAGCCCGACAUGUCCAACGGCCCCAAGGAUGCCGCCCAGAUCCCCAACACCGUCAACGCCACCGCUGACAUCCACUUCACCUACUCUACCCGCACCGAGGCCAAGAUCGGUUUCAUCACUCCCUUCGACCACCAGCGUUACAUCGCCGGUCUGGACAAGGACGUGCUCGUGAACCUGCCCAUCCGCGCCAACAUUGACCUCGACCUGGAGAACGCUGAGGUGCGCGUCAAGCUGCAGCCCAUCAACGCCAACAAGAACUUCAAGAUCGCCCAGUUCUCUUGCCAGCCCUACACCGCCCAGCACAACAUCCUGGACCUGACCCCCGUCGACCAGAUGCCCAUCCAGCUGCGCAAGCCCCAGCAGGCUAACUUCACCGUCGGCCAGGACACCACCGGCAUGGCUUUCCGCAUCGACGCCGCCAGCGAGGCUCCCUUCGCUGACUUCGCCGCCAUGUACAACCAGGCCAAGAACUACGACGCCUUCUCCGCUCUGAUGUUCCCCACCGCCGAGCAGACCAUCAAGGCCUACGAGUUCUCCGUGUCCUUCGACCACCAGAAGACCUCCGCCAAGUCCGUCACCCUGACCGCCUCCUACGACAACGACUACUGGCAGGACUCCAACGACUCCAAGGCCAACAAGAACAAGCGCUCCAGCGACUCCUCCGAGUCCAACGACUUCAGCGCCGAGGCCAAGCACGCCAACCCCAGCCAGAACCUCGCUAACCCCGCCAACGCCAACGCCAACAGCGAGAGCCGCCAGCAGCAGUUCCUCCGCCGCGCCGCCGCCGGCAUCAAGGCCAGCAACGCCUCCGUGAUUGACCUGUCCGCCGUCUUCAACGGUGAGCACAAGGCUCAGUUCAUCGCCACCGCCGCCUACGCCAACAGCCAGGUCGACGAGAAGGCCCGCGUCCUGGUCUACCUGCGCAAGUCCCCCGCCCGCUCUUCCUCCGAGAACAAGGAGCAGCAGCUCGCCAUGACCCUCUCCGCCAAGAUGCCCAACGUUCCCGCCAUGAACUUCCAGAAGGCCCUGAACGCUGACCCCAAGAGCCAGAUCCAGGCCCAGAUCGCCUUCGGCGAGAAGCUCGACUCCUCUGCCUCCCAGAUCAACAUCAACGCCCAGAUGAAGCAGACCUCUGCCCGUCGUGAGUUCGUCCGUCGUCAGCCCAUCGCCCAGCUGUGCGAGCAGCAGAUGGAGCACGGUAACAACUUCCUGCCCGCCUGCCAGAACGUCACCGCCCAGGCCAACAUCAUGGACCUGUACAACGUCAACAUCAACUUCGACAAGAUCUCCCAGCGCGUCAAGAACUGCACCUACAAGGCCUACGCCGCCGCCCGUUACUUCGGCUGGCAGUACAGCUCCGAGAACUUCGUCAACCCCAAGAACUCCCACAACAACAAGGUCGAGCUUGAGCUCCGCUUCGCCCCCAACAUGAAGUCCGCCAACCUGUCCCUCGACGCUCCCGCCAUGAGCGCCGAGUUCAACAACGUCCGCCUCAACCCCUGGGUUGCCCGCGCUGCCGCCAUCCACCCCAUGUACAGCCAGAGCCAGCUGCUCGCCCAGAAGGCCCUCGCCGGUGGUUUCCCCAUGUGCGUCGUUGACCAGAGCGCCGCCAACACCUUCGACAACAAGACCUACCCCCUGAACCUGGGCAACAACUGGCACGUCAUGAUGCAGUCCGUCCCCAAGGUCGACGCUGACUCCAGCUCCAGCUCCUCCAGCCAGGAGGACGCCACCGAGAAGGUCUCCGUCCUUGUCCGUGACUACAGCAACUCCCACAACCAGAAGGAGCUUAAGGUCAUCUUCGACGAGGAUGUCAUCGAGUUCACUCCCAGCUCCGGCUACCCCACCAUCAAGGUCAACGGUCUGACCGUCCCCGUGUCUGCCGGCCGCGCCGGUCAGGCCAAGAGCCACUCUGGCGACGUCUUCGCCGAGGUCUACCCCCUGCCCGCCAACACCGUCAAGUUCUACGCUCCCAACCAGCAGAUCGAGAUCCUGUACGACGGCAACCGCGUCGCUCUGAUCGUCGGCCAGACCUACCGUGGUGAGGUCCGCGGUCUCUGCGGUACCUUCGACGGCGAGAAGUUCAACGACUUCACCGCCCCCCGCAACUGCGUCCUCAAGAACGCUCAGCAGUUCGCCGCCACCUGGGCCAUCAACCCCUCCGGUUCCGUCAAGGAGCAGCAGCAGAAGGCCAACCAGGCCGCCUGCUUCCCCGAGCGCAUCCUGUACGGUGACGUCAUCAGCGACAACGAGGCCGGCCGCUACCAGCCCCGCCACAGCCGCAGCUCCAGCAAGUCCCACAAGUCCAGCAGCUCCUCCCGCAAGUCCUCCCCCAAGACCGCCGCCGGCUGCACCAGCCACCGCGUCAAGGUCAUCGAGCAGGACAACCAGAUCUGCUUCUCUCUGCGCCCCCAGCCCGCCUGCAACGCCCACUGCCAGCCCACCCAGAAGGUCGAGAAGAAGAUCGACUUCCACUGC